UGGGCGAGAGCGAAGAAAUGUGUCCUUAAGCGAAGGGGGUCGUACUUUUUGGCUGAGUGAGGGAAAAAAAAAAAUUACACAAGAGAAAAAUCUCGUUUUUGUGGGUCGAGUGUCAAGGACGUUGGAUUUGACUCGAUCUUGUCCUGAAGCCGGCUUCUCCCGUUAGGAGUCACAAGGCUUGUUAAUCUGCCUCGGUCGUCGGGUCUCCAGUCCUGUCCAGCGCAGCGUCACCUCGUCCCGGCAGGACUGUCCUAAACCAAAGAUGGAGCAGGUUUCAGAUGAUGAGUUGGACCACGCAGCAGAGGAGGACAGUGAUAAGGAGGAUCAGGACCUAGACAAGAUGUUCGGAGACUGGUUGGGAGAACUGGACAAACUCACACAGAGUUUGGAUGACGGGCGUCCAGGGAAGGUACACAAAGCUCCUCUCAGAGAAGAGACCAACCUGGCCAACUUCUCCUACCGAUUCUCCAUGUACAACAUCAACGAAGCCAUAAACCAGGGCGAGCCGGUCGACCUGGACGCCCUCAUGGCUGACCUCUGCUCCAUUGAGCAGGAGCUUAGCACCAUUGGCAAGCCUUCCUCCGGCCGCCCGGUGGACCCCAAAACCCGGCAGCGCCCCGGCCCAGGUCGCUCGGGCAGCGCCCGUCAGGUGGGGGGAGGGGGCGGGGCCGGGGGCGGGAGCAGCAGUGGGGGCAGCGCCUGCAGCAGCACCCGGGCCUCCCCUGCUAGCACUGUCCGCGGAGGUCAGCCCCGCCCCCUCGCUUCUAACUUCUCCUUGGAUGACAUCACUGCCCAGCUGGAGAAGGCGUCGCGGAGCAUGGACGAGGCGGCGCGUCAGACCUCACCCUCGUCCUCCUCCUGCUCCUCCUCCUCGCAUUCAUCGGCCGCGCCACGCAGCGCCAUGGCGACGGCGGGCCCGCACCACCGGCGCACCGGCUCGGCGGGAACGCUCGGCGAAGCGGAGGCACGCUCGGUCGGACAUUCAUCGCGCUCCAGCAUUAACUCCGCCUCUGCCUCCAGCACGGAUUCGCUGGACAUGAGGGGGCAAGAGGGGGAGGGGCAUGGGGCAGGGAUGGGCCACGCCCACAAGAGUGCAAACCUGAAUCAGACGAGCACAGAGCACUCCUACCUGGACAGGGAGACCUCCCUGAUUCUCAAAAGCAUUGCGGGGAAACCCUCUCACCUGCUGACCAAGGAAGAGCAAGCUGCCAAAGCAAAGGCUGAGAAAAUCCGUGUGGCUCUGGAGAAAAUCAAAGAAGCCCAGGUCAAAAAGCUGGUGAUCCGCGUACACAUGUCGGACGAGAGCUCAAAAACGAUGAUGGUGGACGAGAGGCAGAGUGUGAGGCAAGUGCUAGACAGCCUGCUGGACAAAUCCCACUGUGGGUACAGCCCCGACUGGGCCCUGGUGGAGACCAUCACCGAGCUGCAGAUGGAACGUAUAUUUGAGGACCAUGAGAACCUGGUCGAGAACCUGCUUAACUGGACCAGAGACAGUCAGAACAAGCUUAUGUUCAUCGAACGCAUCGAGAAGUACGCGCUCUUCAAGAACCCGCAGAAUUAUCUCCUGGGGAGGAAGGAGACCUCGGAGAUGGCAGACAAGAACAAGGAUGCGCUCCUGGAGGAGUGUUUCUGUGGUGGCUCGGUGUCAGUGCCCGAGAUCGAGGGUGUACUCUGGCUGAAGGAUGAUGGGAAAAAGUCAUGGAAGAAGCGCUACUUCCUACUUCGAGCAUCUGGCAUCUAUUUUGUGCCUAAGGGCAAGGCAAAGGCAUCCAAAGACUUGGUGUGCUUCUUGCAGUUGGACCAUGUCAAUGUUUAUUAUGGACAAGACUACCGGAGCAAAUACAAGGCUCCUACCGAUUACUGCCUUGCACUCAAGCACCCUCAGAUUCAGAAGAAGUCCCAGUACAUCAAGUAUCUGUGCUGCGAUGAUGUCAGGACCCUUCAUCAGUGGGUCAACGGGAUACGCAUCGCUAAGUAUGGGAAACGGUUGUAUCUGAACUAUCAGGAGGCCAUGAAGCGCACUGAGGCUGCCUACGACUGGUCAUCUCUUUCCAGCUCCAGCAUGAAGUCUGGCACCAGCUCAGCCAGCGUCCCUGAGUCACAGUCCAACCACUCACAGACAGACGGUGGCGUGCCGGACGGCACCUCUUCCUCCCAUGGCCGCUCUCAGAGCGUGGUCAGCUCCAUCUUCUCCGAAGCCUGGAAGAGAGGCACGCAGAUAGAGGAAAGCACCAGGUCAAGACCAGAGUCGACGCGCUCGAUCCAUUCUACCCACAGUGGACAUGGUGGACACAAUGUACACAGCGUCCACUCCUGCCCUGCUAACCCUCCUUACGUGGCUCAGCAGCAGCCUAUACACGCGUCUGCGCAGACGCAGACGCAGUCUACCUCCCCCGGAAGCAGUCCCCCCACACCUAUCCAAGCUCCACCCCAGCCCUCUCCAGCUCCAUCCCCUCCUCCACCACCACCUCCGCCCCCACCUCCCCCUGCCAUCAUCUCCCACCAUUCAGCUCCACCCGUAUUUGCCAAAUACAGCACUAUUACCCGCCUGAAGAAUUCCUCUCAGGCUGCCAAGCCACACCCCCAAGCCCAGCAGGUGCUUCCAACUCCACCCCCUCAGGCUUUGAAGCCCCACCUCAACAAUGUUCCGCCAGGUGCAAUUGUCCCACCUCCACCACCACCUCCUCCAUUAGCACCCCUGCCUGCUCCAGGUUCAGCCAUGGCUGCCCUGAAAUUUGGACCUAUGAGCCCAGCCACAGUGCCUCACAUUACCCCAUCAUCCUCACCUCCACCUCCGGCGCCCAUCCAGCCCCAUCCUCCGCCUCCUCCUCCUUCUGUACCUAUUCAGUCCCAACCUCCUCCACCUCGUCCUCCUCCUGUACCCAUCCAGUCCCAGCUUCAUCCAUCUCGCCCUCCUCCGGUACUUAUGCAGUCCCAACCUUUUCCACCUCCACCUCCAUCCCUUGUUCAGUCCCAACCUCCUCCGCCUCGUCCUCCUCCGGUACCCAUGCCGUCCCAACAUUUUCCACCUCCAGCCCCUGUUCAGUCCCAGCCUCCUCCACCUCCUCCUCCUCCUCCUCCUCCUCCUCCAGUACCCAUGCAGUCCCAACCUUUUCCACCUCCACCCCCACCUGUCCAGUCCGAACCUCUCCCCCCUCCACCACCCCCACUACAAACUAAUGGCUUGCCUCCACCACCUCCACCCCAGCCAGCUGCCCCUUUGCUAACUUCUAAUGGCCUCAAGCAUGUCCCGUCCCAGAAGUUUCCCACCUUAUCGAGGGAUAUGUCGCCUCCAGACAGUCAAGCUCAGUCUCCUCCACCCCCUCCUCCUCCUCUGCCUCCUCCACCCCCCACUCCACCGGCCCCUCCUCUCCCACCUGAACAGCCUUCGGUCCCAGCACCUCCACCACCUCCACCACCUCCACCAGGCCCCACGCAGCAGCUUGGUCCACCCCGAGCCUUGCCCAAAAUAUUCACUGGAGGAUUUCCACCCCAAACUGCACCAAAACCUUCAGGCGGCAUCCUGCCAGUGUCCCCAGCUAGUCCCCUUCCCGCUGUUCCUCCUCCACCUCCUCCACCACCUCCACCACCUCUUCCUACAACAGUGAAAUGUCAUCCACCUCCUACACUACCCAAGCAACACAGCAUCUCAAAGUCUUCGCCAGUCUCCAGCCCAGCCUCUGCUACAACAUCCUUGGUCAAGCAGAUUGCCAGCCAGUUCCCUGGGGCAGCUCCUCCAGCAGUCAGCCAUGCUGAGAACCUUAAAGCUCCCCUUUCACCACCUGCAGUGAAGGCUAAACCAAAAUGGCAGCCUGGUGGACAAGUCCAGCAGCUACAGAAGUCACCCGAGUUUCCUCCUCCUCCUCCUCCGGAGACCACACUUGCCUUCCCACCCCCACCCCCACCUCCACCUCCAUCCGCACAUGCUCCACCUCCACCAGGCCCAACUCCCCCUCCUCCUCCUCCACUUCCCCCUACCCAAUUAGGUUCCCCCAUGAAGAAGUCUCCCUCUGGAUCCUAUGCAGGGGGCAAGAGGCCCCCACCAACCCCGAAGCGUAAUUCCAGCAUCAAGUCCAACUCUUCGGCCGAGUACCAAGAGUCCCGACGCAACUUGGUGAGCAAGUUCAACCCCAGUGCAGCAGCUUCUGCUCCAGUGUCAUCCUCUGGUUCACCUUCCAAGGACUUGCCCACUGGUCCACCUGCACCCCCCAAACCUGGCAAACUGAAUCUGACCAGCCUACCACUCGCCUUGCAGAACAGAGUGGCCACUGCAGAUUUUCCAUCUCCUCCCCCUCCAGAGAAUGACAUUUUCCCACCUCCUCCAUUUGAGAUGGACCUCCCACCUCCACCGCCGCUUCCAAGUGAUCUCCAUGCAGGCACACCCAAAGUAGCUGUGGUGAACCCCCAGCCCAAGCCUACCUGGAGCAAGAGCUCCCUGAAGAAGACGGCGCCUCCAACAUCACUCCGCCAGAGCAACACCACACCUGAUCCACCGCCUUCCUUUCCGGGAGGGCCUGCUCCUCCAACCUCCCCAAAGAGCAGCGCUCAGCCAAAUUUUCUGGACGACCUGAACCGGACUCUGAGACGCAAGUCCUUGCGCAGCUCUGGAGCCAAGUUGGACCCUGUGGCCACCAUGGAUGACAUGGCCCUGCCUCCGCCUCCUCCAGAGCUGCUUCUUGAUGAGCAGAGGCACAGCGGGAGUGGGUUCAUGUCUGGCAACAUCUCUGGCUAUGCAACACUAAGGCGAGGACCACCUCCUACCCCACCCAAACGGGACCAAAGUACAAAACUGACAAACUGAGUGUACCAGAACUUCCUUGCACGGUCUCCCUACUUGUCUCUCCUACAGGGUUGUUCUGCGUUUUAAACAGUGCGCUCAUGUGACUCUAUGGACAAAAGAAAACAAAAGGACUUUCAGCUUUAAUACAGAUUGGUUCCACUUGGUGUCAAAUUCUGUUUCAAAAUAUGACAUGAAAUCUCUGCAACAUACUGGUACUGCAUGGACAUGGGGCAAAAUUAAUAGUCGACAUACAAAAGUUCAGUUUAUUUUUGGGUGGUUGAAUGUUGUGCACUACAGGGAUGGAAAUGAAUAGGGAGGAUACAUUUUGCUUUUGUUUUUUUUAUAUAAAUUUAUUUAAAAGUUUGAAGAGAUUUUCUUAUUUUGAACUGUUUGAGGGAGCAGUAGAGAUUAGGUGAUUUUGUACAGAGAAUUUUUGACUGGUCUUUUUUGCCUUUUCCUGACAAGAGACAGAUUUAAAUUUAGUGGUCAAUGAAUGUGUUUAGCAUUUGGCAAGAGUGCUUCAGAAAGGUUUAGUGUUCUUUGAGCCUCCUUAAGUUGUUAGGUAGCAAUUGUUUCAGGAAACAUGUUGUAUAAAAGGAUGGAAGCUAUUUGACAAUUUGUUAGCAGUUGGAAAAUGUUGGAAAAAUUACGUCUACAAGGUUUGCGAGCAAGAGCCGUUAUUUGUUAAAGGGCAUUUAAACAAGUCACAAAAGUGAACAGACCCCUGUUAAUUUCUGUUGGUUUAUUCUGUGAGAUUGUGGAAUACAUGUUAGUUGGACUUGUCUGACUUAUUUCCUUUAGUUACAUACCUGCAGUAUCUGGCUGUAAAAUCAUCUGCUUUACCUAUUUGACUGGUCCUGCCACCUUCUGGUCAAGAUUCAUGUGUCUUGGCAACAGCUGUACAUUUAUCAAGAAACUGACAUUGGGUCACAUGACUUAUAAAAUGGGAGCAAUUUCCUACUUAA
This is a messenger RNA of Electrophorus electricus (electric eel), 5745 nucleotides long. It is a transcript of the gene raph1b, whose product is annotated as Ras association (RalGDS/AF-6) and pleckstrin homology domains 1b. The record is from RefSeq and is a predicted model, not a curated record. Gene Ontology annotation, cellular component: cytosol; plasma membrane. Lineage: Eukaryota; Metazoa; Chordata; Actinopteri; Gymnotiformes; Gymnotidae. Gene Ontology annotation, biological process: signal transduction.